Messenger RNA from Athalia rosae (coleseed sawfly), 654 nucleotides. RefSeq names its product 60S acidic ribosomal protein P2 (gene RpLP2). The record is from RefSeq and is a predicted model, not a curated record. The coding region runs from base 147 to 485 and encodes 112 amino acids. The transcript is spliced from 4 exons. Gene Ontology annotation, molecular function: structural constituent of ribosome. Lineage: Eukaryota; Metazoa; Arthropoda; Insecta; Hymenoptera; Athaliidae. Gene Ontology annotation, biological process: cytoplasmic translational elongation. Gene Ontology annotation, cellular component: ribosome; cytosolic large ribosomal subunit.
UCAGAAUGUUUGCCGGAAAUGACGUACAAUUUCGAUGACGUUUGCAUAGCGCUAAGGAAAUUCUUCCCAUUUCGUUUCCAAUCGUGAAACGUGCGUGUCUUACAAUUCGGCGUGUCCCCCGUUUCGUGUCGUGAGAGACUUAAAAAAUGCGUUACGUGGCCGCUUACCUCUUAGCAGUCCUGGGUGGCAAGGCAUCGCCAUCCCAAGGUGACAUCGAAAAGAUCUUGUCCUCUGUCGGAAUUGAAGCUGACGCUGAGAAACUGAAGAAAGUAAUUGCUGAACUCAAUGGAAAGCCCAUCGAUGAACUGAUUGCACAAGGCCGAGAGAAACUUUCUUCCAUGCCAGUUGGAGGAGGUGCUGCUGCACCAGCUGCGGCUGCAGCUGGAGCUGCACCUGCUGAAGAGAAGAAGGAAGAGAAAAAGGCCGAGAAGAAAGAAGAAUCUGAGUCUGAAGACGACGACAUGGGAUUCGGACUUUUCGACUGAACAAUUCAUCAAAGUCGCGGAAACGGACAAGAGUUUAUUCUGCAGCAGAAAAGUUCGCAUACAUAUAUGUAUACUUGCGAACAAGUAUACACAGAAGUACAAAUUAUAUUAUUUGUAUAUUUUACACAUAUGUGACUCCUGCUGAAGAAUAAAUGAUUUUAAGUUUUAA